Callorhinchus milii (elephant shark) is the source of this 2481-nucleotide messenger RNA. Its product is annotated as guanine nucleotide-binding protein G(t) subunit alpha-2-like. Gene Ontology annotation, cellular component: photoreceptor outer segment; heterotrimeric G-protein complex; photoreceptor inner segment. The transcript is spliced from 10 exons. The record is from RefSeq and is a predicted model, not a curated record. Gene Ontology annotation, biological process: detection of chemical stimulus involved in sensory perception of bitter taste; adenylate cyclase-modulating G protein-coupled receptor signaling pathway. NCBI's taxonomy places the organism in Eukaryota, Metazoa, Chordata, Chondrichthyes, Chimaeriformes, Callorhinchidae. Gene Ontology annotation, molecular function: G protein-coupled receptor binding; GTP binding; GTPase activity. The coding region runs from base 62 to 1180 and encodes 372 amino acids.
CGUGGACAGUUGACGGUCGAACGAGACUUGAAGGUUCUGCACUGGAUUGAACAACCGUAAUAUGGUUGACCUGGUUCUCACCUAUUUCAUGUUGGAAGUGGAGGAAGAUCCGGAAAUGGGAAGCGGAGCCAGCGCAGAAGACAAGGAGUCGGCUAAAAGGUCAAAGGAAUUGGAGAAGAAGCUUCAGGAGGACGCUGAGAAAGAUGCCAGAACUGUGAAGCUACUACUUCUAGGUGCUGGUGAAUCAGGAAAGAGCACCAUUGUCAAGCAAAUGAAGAUCAUCCAUCAGAACGGUUACUCGAAGGAAGAAUGUUUAGAAUUCGUAUCCAUCAUUAAUGGUAAUAUCCUGCAAUCUAUCCUGGCCAUCGUCAAAGCCAUGUCUGUCUUUGGGAUUAAUCACGGAGAAUCAGCUUGCGCGGAUGCUGGCAGACAGCUGUUUAACCUGGCAGACUCCAUCGAUGAAGGCUCCAUGCCCAAGCAGUUGGUGGAUGUCAUAAAGAUGCUGUGGGCUGAUUCGGGAGUUCAGGCCUGCUUUGAAAGGGCAGCCGAAUACCAGCUCAACGACUCGGCUUCAUACUACCUGAACAACCUGGAGAGGAUCACAAGUGCCGGCUUUAUCCCAAAUGAGCAAGACGUGUUGAGGUCGAGGGUGAAGACCACAGGUAUCAUUGAGGAACAGUUCUCCUGUCAGGAUCUACACUUCAGAAUGUUUGAUGUCGGUGGCCAGAGAUCUGAGCGAAAGAAAUGGAUCCACUGUUUCGAAGGGGUGACCUGCAUUAUAUUCUGUGGGGCGCUCAGUGCCUACGACAUGGUGCUGGUGGAAGAUGAUGAUGUGAACCGAAUGCACGAGAGUCUCCACCUGUUCAACAGUAUUUGUAACCACAGAUACUUUGCAGCCACCUCCAUUGUACUCUUUCUGAACAAAAAGGACCUCUUCGAAGAAAAGAUCAAAAAAGUUCACCUGAGUAUCUGCUUCCCGGAUUACGACGGUCCCAACACAUACGAAGAUGCCGGCAACUACAUCAAGCUGCAGUUCCUUGAACUCAACAUGCGAAAAGAUGUGAAAGAAAUCUACGCACACAUGACAUGCGCCACAGACACAAAAAACGUGAAGUUUGUGUUUGACGCUGUGACAGACAUCAUCAUUAAAGAGAACCUUAAGGAAUGUGGUCUUUUUUAAAAACGCUCUUUCGUCUGUCUCAGGAGACCUCCGACAUCCUUCUUUCAACAGAUUUCUCAGGGGACGAUGCACCUAAAAUCUUCAAUCGACUCUGCCCUUAGGCGACCACAGUUAAAUCUCAGCAGCAAAAACGAGCAAGUCAAAACACUAGCAAACACUGACUGGAAGGAGUAACAGAGGCAGAACCAGAAAACUCGACUCCACAUUUCAAUCCGGAAUACGUAAAAUCUACUUCGAACAAGUCUGGGCACCUUACGCUCUGAAAAUAGUGCGGUGUUCACAAUGUUCACGUCGACAAAUUUUAUGCUUACAGAAUGCGGAAGCAACUGGUAACGAUCUUUGCAUUUGGGACAGCGCCUUUUCACAUUUGGACGUCAAAGGGUUUUCGCAGCAUUUACCGCGAAGUGUAGUGGCUGCGCACGUUGUAGGCGAAGUGCAGACAGCUAAGAACUGUUCUCUUAAAAUGUUUUAAAUAGUUAAGCUUCAAGGUAACAUUGGAAAAGUCCCCAAGUUAUCAUCUGUCAUCUUUCUCCUAAACUAGAGCGCUAGUAGCCACAAAAACUCAAAUAGAAUUUGGCAAUAUUUCAAAACUGAUGUUACAACAAUAAUCCUCGUACGAGCAACAUUUAACAACGCGAACCUUAGACACCGUUCAACUUUGAACACUGCACCCAGUUGCUGGCAUAGGGUUGAGCUCUCCAGAAACGUAAUCAAUUCAAAUUUGGUCAAAAUUCAGCACUGAACGAUACACAUCUGACUCUCAUUUCAUUGUUUCUUGGGCCAGCUUGAAUUCACUGUAACCUUAGGAAGGUUCAAUAGUUCUAAAAAAAAAUAAACCCAGAGCUUUCCUACAAAAUACUGCAUCGCCCGAAAUUAAAGGCAGGAUAUCUGAUACGACCGUUCUUGGAACUAUUCAGUGUGGCAUUACCAUCUUGGAAUCCAUGCCUUCUGUUCUUGCUGAUUAUUUCUUGUUGCCACCCUUUCUUCCUAUGUACACACCCAAUUAUUUGAAAGGAUAUUAGAAGGUGGUGCCAUGAAUGUCACGUCCGGCUGUAUGUGGUUGGUUUGCAGCUGUGCCGUGCGGGUCAUAAAGCACCUAAGGUGACACAGAAUCUCAAAUAUUUCGGGCACAAUUUUACUUCAACCGAAUUAGUGCUUAAUUGCCGAUUCUUCUCUUAAAAAAAUCUAGAAUGUGAAUGUGUUUUGUAAAUAAAGUAGGUGGUUUUCCCUCCACGGCGGCAGAUGUUCUAACUAUUUUAAGGUUAAUCUUUUAGUUCCAAUAAAGAAUGAUUAUACCCUUA